AUGACUUCUCCGAAUAUUUAUAAAGACAUUAUAAGUGCUUGUGCAAAAGAAACUGUGAAAGAGAUUAUUGAGGACUUGAAUGGGGAUUAUUUUGGAAUUUUGGUUGAUGAGUCUAAAGAUGUUUCUCAUAAGGAGCAAAUGACACUUGUUCUGCGGUAUGUCAACAAAGAUGGUAAGCUUAUUGAGAGAUAUCUUGAUCUUGUUUAUGUUAAAGACACAUCUGCAAAGUCGUUGAAAGAAGCGAUCUACUCUUUGCUUUUAGAUCAUUCUUUGAGGCGAUUCCAAAUGCAGGGACAAGCUGUUGCGAAGAAACAUGAUGAUGUGAAUAAUUUUGUUGACAUUCUUGCUAAUGUUUUAAAUAUUGUCGGAGGUUCUUUUAAGCACAGGGAGAUGCUUCGAGAUGAUCAAGCUAAAAAAUUAGAGGAAUUACUACUGCUUAGUAAAGUUCAUAUGGGAAGUGGAUUAAAUCAGGAACUUGAACUUCAAAGACCCGAUGAUACCCAUUGGGGGUCUCAUUUUAAGACAGUACGUAACUUUAUUUCUUUAUUCUUAUCAAUUGUUCAUGUACUUGGAGUUCUUGAAAAAGAAGGUGCAAAUUAUCAUGAGAAAACAUUGGCAAAAAGUCUAGUAGAAAAUAUUAGAUCCUAUGAGUUUAUCUACAUGUUGCAUUUGAUGUUGAAAAUUUUGGUAGUUACAUAUGAUUUGAAUAUGGCUUUACAACGAAAAGAUCAAGAUAUUGUUAAUGCUAUUAAGCUUGUGGAUUUCUUAAAGAGACAAUUUCAAUUGAUAAGGGAAUGUAAAUGGAAUUCUUUGUUAGAAGAUGUCUCUUUAUUUUGUGAAAAGAAUGAUAUUGUGAUUCUUGAAAUGAAUGAGAAAUACGAACUUAACAAUCGCUUUAGUGAAGUGAAUACUGAUCUACUUCUUGGAAUGGCUAGUUUGAGUCCUGAUAAUUAUUUUUCAAAUUAUGAUAAAGACAAGAUCAUGAAGCUUGCUACAUAUUAUCCAAAUGAAUUCAGUGCCUCCUACCUUGAAGAUCUUAGUUUUGAUCUUGAUAAUUAUAUUUACUAUGUGAGAGAAGUGGAUAAUUCUUUCUCAAAUUUAAAAGAACUUGGAGAUCUUUCGAUAAAAUUGGUUGAAACAAAUAUGCACAAGACAUGGAGACUUGUUUAUUUGCUUGCGAAAUUAAGCUUGAUAUUAUCCGUGGCUACUGCAACAGGUGACUUGCGAGUGCAGAUGCAGCGCAGGUACGCGACCUGUGGGCGCAAAUGUAGCGCAAAAGCUAUUGGAAUUUGCAAAACGUCACCUGCGGGCACAGGUCCAGCACAGACUGGGUGCAGGGACGUGACUUCUACUGAAUAG
Capsicum annuum is the source of this 1359-nucleotide messenger RNA. RefSeq lists its product as uncharacterized. The coding region runs from base 1 to 1359 and encodes 452 amino acids. The record is from RefSeq and is a predicted model, not a curated record. NCBI's taxonomy places the organism in Eukaryota, Viridiplantae, Streptophyta, Magnoliopsida, Solanales, Solanaceae. The transcript is spliced from 4 exons.